AUGGAUGUUGAGCUGAAAGAGAGCGAGCCUUUGCUCUUUGAUCCUUCAGAGGCGUUGGAGGACGCUACAGUGGAUGUGAAGGAUGAUUUGUGGACCUCAAGGGACGAUUCGUCAGCUACGAGGGAUGGAAUAAGUUCCAAGGCUUCCUUUAUCAAAACCAUCAUUGAUGUGCACGGCGGAAUAGAGGAGUGGUUGAAAACUAGUCUGGAGGAUGCUAUACCAAAGGACCUAUACUCCAUGUACAUUAACAAAAACAACAUCCUCUUUGCAUUUGAUGAGCCAGAUGACGAUUCUAGGCAGUAUAAGUGGGUACAGGAAAUGACAGAAUCUUGUAAACGAUCAAUUCUGGCCAGUUUUGAUACUGUCACCCAUUACACCAACCUUACAUGUCGCAGCGAAGCACACAGAAAGAGGAUUGCAUUCGACUACAAGACGGAUCCCGCUUUCCUGAGGAUCGUGGAGCCUAAAAGUGGAAGGUGCAUUCUCUCCAACUUGAUAAAGUGCGCCGUUCAACAACACAAGGGGUUGAUAAACUAUGUUGACUAUGUACGCAAGAAUAUAGCUUCAAUGCCCCUCCUCGAGGAACUCAAUAGGUUUGCCCUGACACAAAAAAUUGCCUACAAGGCAGCCAGAGAACGUUUGUGGUUCAUCAUUGGACUUGCCGAACAGCUGAAGCUUGUAGAAAGUGGAAAAACGUUUAAAAGAGCGCCAAAUAAUGCAAAGGAUGGGAUGCCCAUAGAUCGGGUUUCCCUAGAUAAGGAGUUGACUUUAAAGUGGUUCAAGAGGGAUUCUGGCAAGGGUGUACAGGAGGGAAAAAGCACUCUAAAGAGUGCAGAAGAAAUGGAAAAUGCACAGAAAAGCAGUGAGGUCAACACUGGUGGAGAGCCCGGUUUUGGAGGUUUCCCAGGAUUAUCAUCCUCACUAAACGAGUCGUGCUCUGUACUUCCAAACCCAGAUGUGCUUCUACAAAGCUCCUCUACCAAUACAGGACCAUCACUCUUGCAAAAUUCGUCAAUGCUGCAGGAACAGUUGGGCAUGAGUGAUACAUUUAUGGAUAAUAGCGUAUCAUUUUUGGCGGACGGAAACAUUUCCCUUUUAGGAAAUGAGAGUGUGCCAAUUUUGGCAGAUGCUAGCAUGUCAAUCCUUGCAAAUGAUAGUGUGUCCCUCUUUGUGGAUAAAAAUAACGAGCCAGUGUCUGGAUUUACAAGUCUUGGUAUCGGCGAGCUCUCGACUCCAAAUGCAAAAAAUACAGCCUUGUUGAAUGCCAAGAGAAAUGUCGACAGUUUUGAUGACAACUUCAUGAAUUUAAUGAAUGAAUCUCCUGCGUCGUUUUUCCGUCUUGACCAGCUUUCAGACCAGACGAAAAAUAGUUUAAAUGACUCGCAAGGGACAAGUUGGCAAGCCCUUCAAAUGAUGAAAAAGACAAAGAAUAAACCGGAGGAAUCGAAGGGAAAACAUACAAUGAAGGAAGUUUUGGACAAAUUUGUAAAAAAGAAGGCGAAUUACGCCUUCAAGAAUGCAAUUUCUACCAUAUCGGUAUUAGAGGCAGCCUGUAAGUUGUACGGAAAGGGGCCAAAAUGGUGUAACCCAAACAAGAAUGAAUUUGAUACUAGCAAUAAAGAUCGCAAGCUAGUCUAUGUAAUGCCAUCAAAGGCAGUUAAGCCAAAUGAUUUGGCAUAUCAGUAUCUUAUGCAAUAUGCAUCUGUUCACCAAAAGCUAAAUGGAGGCAUUAGGCAGGAACAUGCCAUACUAUACGGUAUCAUUACAAUGGAUUCUGCUCCAGAUGCAAAUCAAGCCUCUGCAAAAUCCUUCAAGGUCAAUGCUGACCCUUGGCAUGACAAGAGGUUUAUAGAAAAGUGGUCAAAGCUUUCCAUAUCCAUUAAUGGAUACACGCCGUGGAUUAUCAAGAGCCAUGUUUUAAUGGAUGACAAGGUCCCUAUUCAAGAGCCUAUAGUGGAGAGUCUAGCAGAUGAGCAAAUUCUUUCUCCGGACGAGGAGGUGCAGCCAGAAGCCACUAUGGAUGUACAAGAGAAUGGUGUCGCAGAAGUUGCCGAUGAAGAGGAUGUCCUAGAUGAGGUACCUACUGAGCAACCCAGCAUGGAUCUAGCAGAGACUGUUGUGGAGGUGGAGGAACAACCUGUUACAGAACCACCAGAAAAUGUACAUGCCGAGACAACUGUAGAGAUACCAGAGGAGGAGAAUCAGCACGACCAGGAGAGUCCAGUGCGCAUGGUAAGGAGGAACAUUGGACCAAAUGGACUCUACUCGAGCGGAUAUGAAAUUGAGGAGACCCAAACAAGCGACAGUCUGGAAGCGUGCAUGGAGGAGGAAAACCCAAAGAACGAGCCGGAAAAUGACCCUUUGGAGAAGAAGGAAUUGGAAACUAUGGAAACACUUUCAACACAUUGCCCAGAUGAAGAAGUCUCUGAACCACCCCGUAUUAAGCUUGAAAGGGAUGCCAAGGAUGAUCAAGAAGGCACAAAAAUUCCACCGACAGACGUAGAUAUCAAGACAGAGUCGGACAAGAAAAACUAUGACGCACCAGGACCAGUGAAAAUACAAGAUACUGGUAUGAAGCAAAUGAAACUGACGCACUUGUUCCGCUACGUAUACACCAAGAUCAAAAAGACGAGACCACUCCCAGAAUGUUCACCGGAACUUCUUGGCCUAUCUGUUCCAAAAGAGGAACCUGCAAGGGUCGAACAUGCCUCUCCAAUUUUCGGCAAGAGGAGGAGGAUUCUCGAUGACGACCACGUUCCCGAUGUCUUGGCCUCUGACUAUGUCAAAAUCGCCACCGAAAAUCCCACGAAUUCUUCUCAGGAUUCAAAUGAUGGUCAAGAAGAGGCAGAGCCUGCAAAAGUUCCAGGACCUGAAAAGGCUGAUACUCCUACUUUUGACGUUACAAAUGAGACCGGUGGCAAGGUUGACGAAAAAUCUCAAGAGGCGGCCAAGGCGGCGUUUAUGGCAAAGUUUGCAAAACACAAGACUGCGCAGGAGAAAAAGGCAAACAGACGUGAGAGAAUCCACCAAAUGAGGGAGAUUAUGAAGAGCAUGAUAGAAUACGAGGCGGUUGAAAGUGACGACGAGAACUUGUCCGACCCAGAGGACAUCAAACGCUCCCUUGAGCUUUUAAAGAACAGACUGUUGCACUCCUCUGACGAGUCUGAUAGCGAGCCUGAAAGUGAAACUGAAAUCGCCAUGGAGAUGAGGAAUUUCAUCCAGGAGGUCGAGAAUAUAAAUGAGGAGGACGAAGAAAUCGCAAGACAGAGAUUCUACGAGGACAUGAAGGCAAAGGAGGACAACGAACUUGCCAAACUCAUGGCAUUCAAGGAAAAGGGUGAGCGGGAGAUGACCAGACGAGAGGAGAGAAUGAAGCUUUUGAUGGAGCUCAAGAAAAGGAGGAGAAGCAGCACCGACGAUUUACACCUUAGCGACUUCGAGUCAUCGUCAGAUGAACAGGAGAGCGAUGAAGAGGACGGUGCACCAAGAUUGAGCAAGAAGGAAAUCAAGCACUUGCUAGGGUUCAAGGAUAAAGGGGAGGUCAAGUUAUCGCAAACGGACGAAUUGGAGAGAUUCAUCGAUUUCAAGCUCCAAAAUCUUCCUCAACCCAUUGCUGAAGAGGAGUCAAAUGUAACUAGCAAUUUGGGCAAUGUGAUAAAGAGCAGAAGGGACAUGAUGGACAAUAUGUUUUCCUCUGGUUUCGACUCGUUGUUUUCCAAUGUGGACCCUGAUUAUUCUUCCAGCGUUCCAUUGAACCCGUUUGGAUCAUCCGCCCUAAACACAAGCCAGAGCUUUUCCAACACCAAGUCCCCAAAGAAGAACAGUGCCUUUGUAAUGAAGUCGUUUAGGUGGGACCAGUCCCAGAAAAAGCCACUCAACUCGACCAAUAUAAGGAAUUUCAGGGGAUUCACUGGAUUCCACAACAUCGCUGCUACCACCGAUCAGGUUAGAGGUCCCAAGAGGGAUGGUACAUUUUAA
Molecule: messenger RNA, 3978 nt
Organism: Theileria equi strain WA
Lineage: Eukaryota; Apicomplexa; Aconoidasida; Piroplasmida; Theileriidae
Exons: 1
Coding region: 1-3978 (1325 amino acids)
Source: RefSeq, a predicted model, not a curated record